Messenger RNA from Nerophis lumbriciformis (worm pipefish), 8460 nucleotides. Lineage: Eukaryota; Metazoa; Chordata; Actinopteri; Syngnathiformes; Syngnathidae. The record is from RefSeq and is a predicted model, not a curated record.
AUGUCCGAGAAGUCAGGGCAGAGCACCAAGGCAAAGGAUGGCGGCAAAACAAAGUAUGCAACCCUUAGCCUCUUCAAUACCUACAAGGGCAAGUCUUUGGAAACCCAGAAGACUGCAGUCGCUGCCAGACAUGGACUGCAGAGUUUGGGCAAAGUUGCUGCCAGCAGGCGCAUGCCCCCUCCGGCUAACCUGCCCAGUCUGAAGGCGGAGAACAAGGGCAACGACCCCAACGUGAACAUUGUACCCAAAGACGGCAGCGGCUGGGCGUCCCGAAGCGAAGCGGGAGACGAGAGGCAACAAGAGACACCCCCACCCCAGGCCAAACCAGCAGUGGUCCCACCUCAAGAGCCUCCGUCAGGGGGAAGCCGCUCAUGGGCCAAUAGCAAGCAGACACUGCUCGACGGUGCUCCUCGUGUGAGCAGCCAUUUCCACCAGGAAUUCCCCAGCUUGCAGGCGGCCGGCGAUGGGGAAAAAGAUGGCCAUCAAGAUGAGGAGGAGGAGCCGUACGGACCGGGUCCCAGCCUCAGACCUCAAAAUGUCGGGAGUUGGCGGGAAGGUGGUGGAAGGAAUUUGAAUACCGCAUCCAGCCCCUCUGAGAUGGACAACAGGCCCCCAGAGGAUGGAAGCGCCGUCCCCGAUAACUCCGCGACCCCCGAUGAUCCUGACGAGACCGGGCGAAAUAUAACCACUGACAGUCAGAGAGAGAAGAGGGACGGCAGGGACAAGCUGCCAUCCUCCGGCCCCUCUCAGCCUAAACUUAACGGAGGCCAGCAACCACCCUCAGGGGUGCCCUCCCACUUUGACCCCACAUUUAGGAGCAUGAUGCCACCUUAUAUGUUUCACGCUUAUCCUCAAUUGUCUCAAGGCCCUAGGCAAGCCAAUGUCCGAUACCCUUUGACACAAGAUGGACUGAGGGGCGCUCGCUCGGCACGACCACAACAACCACCACCUCAAGCAUGGCUCCAGGAUCCCGAUCGACCUUCAAUUGUAAGUGCAACGGAACUCAAAGAACUGGACAAUUUGGACACCGAUGCAGAUGAGGGUUGGGCAGGAGCGCAGAUGGAGGUGGAUUACACAGAAAAACUCAACUUCAGUGAUGAUGAGGAGAACCAAGCUGCUAAGGAAAAAGGAGAAAACUGGCAAUGGAUGGGUAAAGUGGAGCGUAUAAGAUCGCGUCCUCAAGACGGUCAGGAAGGCUGGCAGGAGGGAUCAGAGGAGCAUGCAAGCAGUAAAACAUCAUGGGCAGACAAUGUAGAUCUCAGAGCAUCAUCACCUGGCAAUGCAGCACACUACAACAAAGUGGCUCCCACGCAAGACUACCAGGGUGGCUCUCGCACAAGCAGUGGUGGUGGCGCGCCGCGUGGCAGUAAACCGUCAGCUGCUGCUGACGAGGACUCGAAGGCCUGGCAACAGAAGCGCAAGAAGUCAUCAGAAGUCUCCGAAGCUGUGGAGCGAGCAAGGCGCAGGAGAGAAGAAGAGGAAAGGAAAAUGGAAGAGCAGCGCCUUGCCGCAUGUGCUGAAAAAUUGAAAAGGCUUAAUGAAAAACAUCGUCAAUCGACCGAGGUUCAAGCAGUUGUGCCUCAGGCUGUGGGUGAUGAGAGUCUCGCUCCCCAAGAGGAAGCGUCCUCAGCUCCUGAUCCUGCAUCCAGUCCUGUGACCUUAAUCACAGUUUUACAGCCACAAGCCUCUGUUGUGCAAACUCAUAUACCCGAAAGGGCUGACCGGGACGUAGAAAGAAACAAACUAGAGCAAGUUGAACCAAAUGUUGAGGAAGAGGAGGCAGCGGCGCCCUUACCUCAUCGUCCUAUUUCUCCUGCCCAGAGGCCUGUGGUCUCAGCUCCCGAGCCUCAGACUGAAACAGAGAGCACCUUGACAGAGGUCGAGCUGCUCGUUGAUGAGAAUCAAACUGAACGGACAACAGUGCCUAUUCGAGACUACUUCAACAUGGAAGAAAACAAAGUGGAUGAAGCACACCUGUCACUGCCUCACAUGGACACCCCCAGCGGCGAGGACGUUGCCAUUGCACCCCCACUGCUGGAGGGAGAGGCCGCUGCUGCUAUGCGUCCUUCCCUCACUUCCGGUUACUCCAAACAAUUUCAGAAAUCUCUGCCGCCUCGUUUUCUCAGACAACAGGAGCAAAUGAAGCAGCAGCAGUGGCAACAACAGCAACAACAAAGUGGGGGGUCUGUCUCACCUUCAAGUAGUGGUGGAGUACCAGCAACCCAGCAACAGCAGCAGCAACACCGCUCAAUGUAUCAACCCAUUGGGCCCCAUCACCAGCACUUGGCCUCCAUGGGUUUUGACCCCCGCUGGAUCAUGAUGCAGUCCUACAUGGACCCUCGCAUGAUGUCGCGUCCCAUUGACAUACCGACCAACAUUCACCCUGGGAGGAUUGCACCAAAGCAGAUUGCACGCAGAGAGCCAGGAGACAAUUCCAGCUCCAGCUCAGACUCCUUUGACCACUUAACCCGACCCAUCCGUGACCAUGGCUUGCCAUCGGACUCAAGGAUGGUGUGGGGUUCUGACCCAUACCCGCCAUCAGAGCCACUGCCAUCUGUAACUCCUCCUAAAGGUCAUGAAGAUAGCAAGGAGCCAAGGAUUGACUCUGGUUUAGAUCUGGAAAGGGGUCUCCCGCCAAUGUAUCCCCAGGAACACGGUCCGUUGGACUCGCGAAAGAGUAACUUUUUCAGGGACCCGCCUGAGCCUAUACCAGCCUUUUCACAGAGCCCCCAUGAUAUGACCGGACCGAUUGACAGGAUUCCUGUAACCUCGGGCUUCGACCCUGAUGAAUCUGGUUUGCCAAGUGGGGAGGAAGUCGAAGCACUUGGAAAAGCUAUGCUGCAGAGAAGUGUCUCCCAGGGCUCCAGUCACUCCCUUAAGCUUGAUGAACCCAGGUUUGAUGGGCUACCACUGGGAAGCAAAGCCUUAGAGCUGCAGGACUCAGUUGAUCGGUCCGACGAUAAGCCUCAAAACGAACUCUUCGCACCAGCCACAAUGACCAACAACAGGGUCACUUCACCGGCCGAUGGGCUACACAAACCAGAGAAGCUGCCUCUACCCAUUCCUAGUAAACAGAAAGCUGAACUACGCUGGGGUGGGAGGCCCGGCCGCAGAGAAGGACCUGGGGGGGAGAGACCCCUCCGCAGGUCCGGACCAAUUAAGAAGCCUGUUCUAAGAGAUAUGAAAGAAGAGCGAGAGCAAAGAGAAGAGCGAGAGAAGCGUCACGAGAGAGGAGAAAGAGGGGACAGAACCAAAAAGGACCAGUCGUCCAAAGUUCCUUCUGUGGUUGGUGCUGUCUCCGCUGCCACUACUGUGGCUUCUGCUGUCUCUGAGGUCUCGAGAGUACAGGUUGAGAGCAAGAGAGACGCUCCAGAGGUUGAGGAAACUCACAUUAAUAUUUCAAAAGCCAGAGAGUCCCAGACAUCGUCUGGGGUUCCUACGUCGUCCUCUCAGGAGGAUAAGACUGACAAACUGCCUGGCAAUGACAAGCAUGCAGAACCCAAACUGCCCUCCAGGAAAGAGUCAAACCUCGCUCUCCGUAACUAUCGAAGGGAGGAGAGAGAACGGGACCGUGAACGGGACAAAGAAAUGGACAAGGAACGAGACAGGGAGUGGCCGAUGGACGUCAAUUUCAAAGGUCGGGGCCGGGGAGAAUAUUACUCUAGAGGGCGAAGUUUCCGUGGGACGUACAGUGGCCGAGGGAGAGGUGGUCGUGGUCGGAGCAGAGAGUACCCUCACCGAGAACCUCGAUCCCGCUCAGAUUUGCCUUCUGGAGCAGCUGCCUUCCGUAACAGGGAGGAAAGCGAGACCCGCAGUGAGAGCUCUGACUUUGAGGUCAUACCGAAGCGUAGACGCCGCCGUGGCUCAGACACGGAUUCCGAAAGUGAGGGAGGGAGGGAGUCUGCCAGUGAUACCGGACCUUCUGAUCGCGAGCCUAGUGCUAAACCCAGCCGCCCGCUUCGACGCGAGCUUCCUGGCGAGGCACGUUCUGGCCUCCACAAGCCAGGCUUUGGACCACCUCACAUGGUGGACAAAGUGGGAUCUAGAUUGGAUGAAGAUGGACGACCCAAACCAGGAUUUUUACCCAAAGGAGAACCCUCUCGGCGGGGAAGAGGAGGGUUGUAUAGCAGACGAGGUGGAGCUAGGGAACGUGGAGGCCCUCGCGCCGCCCCUCUUAGAAGACCGCCAGUCAGAGAGUCCUCCUCUCACUGGCCUUCAAAGCCAAUGGAGAUAUUCAGGCCCGAGGACAUGGAGUCCACAUCAAGAUAUGAUCACCCACCUUCCGAUCGGCGGCCACCAAGAUCAGACGGCAAGAAGUUUCUGGAUGGCGGUCCUCAGAGUAGCAGAGAGAGACCUCGCCGAUCCAGACCGGCAAGACCUCCAAGGCAAGAUAAACCUCCUCGCUUCCGGCGGCUAAAGGAGCGAGAGGCUGCAGUAUUGGCAAGUGGGGAUCCGGGCCCAAAUCCACCUGUGUCGCUACCAUCUGUGCCUGUUCCUCCUCCUGCUGCCAUUUCUGCACCUGCAUCUGUCUCACCAACCUUAUCAAGAGCACCAGGAACCCCAUUGACUGUUCCUGCAGAUGCUCCAACGACCGUUUCCCCACACAACCUCCCUGCCCCCCACGACGGACCCUCUUCCGAGAGGGGCGGCCCUGCCGCUGUUGCUGCAGUCGGGACAAAGUCACCCGACUUGUCUAACCAGAACUCCUCAGAUCAAGCCAAUGAGGAAUGGGAGACUGCUUCUGAAAGCAGUGACUUCAACGAGAGAAGAGAGCGAGAGGAGAGGCGGGGAGCACAAGAGGCUGCAAACAACACGGCCGCCCCCGUCCCUGCUCAGCGCUCGCAGACACCCAGUAAAAGCCCUCCAGAGGGAGUCGUCUCACCCAAACGCGAUGGAACAGCCGCUGGAAAAAGGAGCUUCUCCAGCCAGAGGCCCAUCGAAAGACAAAACCGCAGAGGCAACAGUGGAACCAAACCUGGUCGCAGCUAUGGUGGUCCCAAGGGGGACAGAAGGGGUGGAGUUAAAGGUGGCCGCAAAGGCCCUGGGGUUCAGCAAAACUCUGAAGCAGCAGCAUCAGCCUCUGGAUCGUCAAGGUCCGCUAAAGAUCAGGCUGCAAGGCGCAAAGAUGAGGCCAAGCUGGCUGUCAAGAAGCCCAAAGAGAAUGCACUUUCUCAAUUUGACCUCAACAAUUAUGCCAGUGUUGUCAUCAUUGACGACCACCCUGAGGUCACCACCACUGAUGAUCCCCAGUCCAGCACCAACGAUGACGGUUUCACUGAGGUUGUCUCAAGGAAGCAACAGAAACGUCUUCAGGAUGAGGAGAAGCGGAAGAAGGAAGAGCAAACUACUCAGAAUUGGGGUAAAAAAGGCUCUGGUGACAAAAGCAGAGGUGGUGGAGGAAAGUUACCGCCACGAUUUGCUAAAAAGCAAUCAUCACAGCAACAGCAGCAGCAACAACAACAACAACAACCGCAGCAGCAACAACACCAGUCGUCUUCACAGUCUCAACCUGCAGCACCAGCAUCCACCCCCCAUGUCCCGCAACAGCCUGCCAUCCCUGCCCCACAGCAUGCCCACCUCCCCCCAGCUCAGCCAGCUGCAUCCCCCCAGACCCUUGAAGGAACAGUGCCCUCUGUGCCGGCCACGACUGUGGACUUCACCUCAAAGAACCUACCCCCUGCCACAGCUACAGCUCCAACGCACGGCAAUUUGGGAACUGAGCUGUGGGAGAAGAAAGUAGCGGGCCCGACCGUUCUACCCGAUGUCAAGAAGUUGGGUCCCAUCAGCCCUCCUCAGCCUCCUUCAGUGAGUGCCUGGAACAAACCUCUGACCUCUUUUACUGGCUCAGUCUCCUCGGAGGGCGGGAAACCCGGAACGGAGGGCGCUGUGGAGUUGGGUAUCGACAGUAUUCAGUUCGGGGCACCGUCGUCUGCUGGCAGCACGGACAGCGAUGGUGUUCCUGCUCUGCUAGAGACGCCUACAGACAAGCUUCCUGCUCCCAAAGAACAGAGGCAGAAACAACCUCGUGCCGGACCCAUCAAAACGCAGAAGAUGCCCGACAUUGAGCCGGUUGAAACAAAGGAGUACAAACCAGGUCCGAUUGGCAAAGAGCGCUCUCUGAAGAACCGCAAGGCAAAAGAUGCCCGAGGAGGGGAAGGUGAGGGCUUGGAGGCGGGAGUACCCGGAAGCGGUGGUGCCAGCAGAACCGCCGCCUCCAGUCCCCCUACCAGUGACACUGCGGUCACAGAGUUGGGCGGGGACAUCGAAGGCAUGAUCACCGUGCCAUCGGCCGAGUACACAAACUCCAAGGAGUCUGUUACGGACUACACCACGCCCUCUUCAUCACUCGCUGACAGUGUUCCAACUGGAAACAACAAAAUGGAAGAGAGUCUGGUCGCCAAUGUGGCACUACCACACUCAUUGCCCCUCCCUCGAAGAGAAACCCUACAGCAGAGCUCCCCACUCAGCACAGUCUCUCCUGCUACAGUUGACUUAACACUAAAGAUGGAAUCUGCUCGCAAAGCAUGGGAGAACUCGCCCAGUCUGGAAAAGAACUCCCCGGUCACGUCUUCCUCCUCACCGAUCACGUCAUGCGCGUCAUCGUACUCGUUUUCCUCGGCCUCAAUGCCGCAGAUUCCUGUGGCCUCUGUUACCCCCAGCACAUCGCUUUCUGGUUCUGGGACCUACACAACGUCGUCCCUAGGCACCAAGACCACCACCGCCUCGGACCCCCCCAACAUCUGUAAGGUUAAACCCCAGCAGUUACAGGGCGGGAGCCUGUCUUCUAGUGGUAACAGCGGCAGUAGCUUUUCUCAACUUGGCUGCGUGCCCCCGCUGCUGCCCCAGCAGCAGCAGACGCCGCAGGUGUAUGUCUCUCAGUCUGCAGCAGGUUCUGCAGCUCAGAUUCCAGCCUUCUAUAUGGACACUAGCCAUCUCUUCAACACCCCGCACCCUCGCUUGGCUCCUCCCUCUUUAGCACAGCAGCAAGGCUUCCAACCCGGUCUCUCCCAGCCAACAGCGGUGCAGCAGAUUCCUAUACCCAUCUAUGCUCCGCUGCAAGGUCAACCCCAGCACCAACACACGCACCAGGCCCAACUUGGACUUGGCGCCGGUCCUCCUGUCUCGCAGCCCCAGGACCUGUUCAGUUCCUCGCUGCAGCCUUACAGGUCUCAGCAGGCGUUCAUGCAGAGCAGCCUGUCGCAGCCCUCCAUGAUGCUGUCAGGGCCCUCGCUGCACAGCUACCCUGGCGUACAGGCGCCCGAACUGGGCAAGCCGCAGUCCAGCCUGGCUUACCAGCAGCCUUCCUCCACGCAGCACAUCCCCAUUCUGUUUGAGCCGCAGCUCAACCAGCCGUCCGGCAUGGGGGGCUCCCAGCUCAUUGACACCCACCUGCUUCAGGCUCGACAGGGGAUGAAUCAGCAUUCUAGCAUGUACUCUGGGCAAGUGCAGCAACAUGGGCAAAGCAGUUACUACAGCAACACUCAGUCACCGAGUUCAGCAAUGCAGCAGGUGACAGUGCCCCUGCCUUCUCAGCUGUCUCUGGCCAACUUCGGAUCGGGCGGUGGUCAGCCCCUCUUGGCCAUGCCGCCCACGCCUCCGCAACCUCAGCCCCCCAACAUCGGAAGGCAACCACCCAUUUCCCAGCCUUACCGAGGCCUUAUGGGUCCCAGCCACAGUCACAGCCACAGCAUGAUGCAGCCUCCCACCAGCAAGAUGGAUAUGGACCUCAAGCUGUUUGGUGGCGGGAUGGACGUGAAGCCUGCAACGCCGCCAGUUAGUGCCCGGAGCACCACGCCCACCUCCAGCCCUUACAGGGCGAGCUCCACGUCCCCUAGCAGCCAGUCAGCCAAAUUGAACAGCAUGUUGUACCAGAAGCAGUUUCAGGCCAAUUCUGGCAGCAUGAGGAUGACUCAGCACUUCCCAACCCAGUUCAAUCCACAGCUUCUGUCCCAAGCCAAUAUGGUGUCCCCACUUGUGCGGGCGCCUCACGCCAACUCCUUUGGUGGCGGCGGCGGCAUGCAGCGCUCACCCAUGGGACCACCCAUGACCCCCAAUGUGGGUAUGGGCGGUGGCGGCGGAGGCCUCAUGCCGCACCCCCGCCCUCAGCACCCGCAACACGGCCAGCACACUCAGCACCCACCCGCCCGGGGGCCUGGCGGACCACCUGCACCGCCCAGGGGUACGCAGGCUGCCCUGAAGGCUGAGCAGGACCUUAAGGCCAAGCAGCGCGCCGAGGUGCUCCAGUCCACCCACAAGUUCUUCUCGGAGCAGCAGCAGCUGAGCAAGGCGCUCAAGGCGCCGCCCCAGCUGCUGGACGCCGCCAUGCCCCAGCUGCCGCCACCCAACUCCAACCCCGACGCCGACAAACCGCCCUCCCAAGUCUCUGCGCUGGCAGCGGCCAAGCCCGUCCGCACAGGGCCCAUUAAGCCGCAGGCCGUCAAGCCGGAAGAGGGAAAGUAA